Molecule: messenger RNA, 2835 nt
Organism: Closterium sp. Naga37s-1
Lineage: Eukaryota; Viridiplantae; Streptophyta; Zygnematophyceae; Desmidiales; Closteriaceae
Source: the annotation of a GenBank genome assembly
AUGUGCGGGCUCGGCGUUCGCAUGAGCCCCAAGGCAACGAUUUUCAGCACGAGCGAGGCGGCGUGCGACGUGUACGAUGCGGGCGACGACGCCGGCGAGUGCACGUGGGCGUCGCUGCCGCCCGAGCUGCUGCGCGACGUGAUCGCACGCGUGGAGGCGAGCGACAGCUCGUGGCCCGGCCGGCGCAGCGUCGUUGCGUGCGCGGGUGUCUGCCGCUCUUGGCGGGAGCUUACUCGCGAGCUGCUGCAAUCCCAGGGCUCGUACGAGUCGUCUGGGCAAAUAACCUUUCCCGACGAGUUAAGAACGCCCGGGCCGCGCGACCGCUGCGUGGAGUGCUUCAUUCGCCGCUCGCGCAAGACCGGCACGUUCACGCUGUUUCUGGGCGUGCCGCCGAAUUCGACGGAAAACGGCAAGUUCCUGCUCGCGGCGCGCAAGUGCGGCUGGCGGCCGUCAAGCCCGCGUUUUCUCUCGGCGCGGCGUCGCUGGCGCACGGCGGAAGCAGCAGCAGCAGCCGCAAGGUGCAUCCCCGCGGAGCCGCUUUUUCCGCCAACGGUUACCACCACUGUAACCACUGUAGCAAUCGGUGUGGUAACCACCAUUGUGGUUACAACUGUGGCAGCAGCAGCACGGGCAGCAGCGGGGCCGGCACCCCUGUCGCGUGUAACGGUAACUUGGGCAGCUUUAACGGUUCCAGCUGUAGCGGCGCCAGCUGUAGCAGGGGUAGCGACGGGACAGGAUUACUCGGCGCAGGUAUUACCAGCAGUAGUGGCAGCGGCAGCGCCAUUGGUGGUCGGGGCGAUUGUAACGGCGCAAAUGACGCUGACACGGCCACGUCAGCAGCGCUGCAUCGGCAGCCCCUUCCCCGGAAGCAGCGCGCACAGCUGCGGGGGAGGCGCAGGUGGGGGAAGCGGCGGGGGGAGCGGGGGAAGCGGGGGGAGUAGCGGGCCGGUGGUGUCUGUAGCAUAUGCGCUGAACGUGCUGGGGGUGCGCGGACCUAGGCGCAUUCUCUGCACUCUUCACCAGGUCCCCGCGGGCGCGGCGGUCACUGGCGGAGGGGGAAGCGGGGCGGCAGGCGCGGGGCGAGGCGCGGGAGGGAAGGCGGGGAGAGGAACGGGGGAGGAAGCGGGGGGGGGAAGGGGGGAGGGGAGGUCGUUGGCAAGGGGGGCAAGUGGGGGGAGUGGGCGGGGAUGGGGGGACGCUUCCGCGGUAGCGGAGGCAGCGGGGGAGGCAGCGGCGGAGGGGGCCAGGCGGGCAGCUGCUGCGGCAGCUGAUGUUGCUGGCACCGCCGCCGCUGCUUUAGGCUUAGAUCCCGUUAUAGGCACGUCCGAUAUAGGCACGUUACGAAGCCCGCGUCCUGCCUCCCUUCCUCCCGUUACAACCUCUGAUAGAAGCUCCGUUUCAACUCCUCCCGUUACAGUUCCCCCUAGCACCCCUCCCCCUGCUACCCCUUCCCCCGCAACUGCUGCCGUCCUAGCCGCUGGUGCUGCCGCUGCUGCCGCCACCUCCCCGCUCCUCUCCUCCCUCUUCCAUUCCAACCGCUAUAGUCACACUCGCUACAGUAACCACUCGUGCGAUCUCCCAGAGGAACAAAAAUCGGAUGAGCAAGCACCUGGCCAAUCCCAGCCUCCCACGUGUACCUCCUCUUUCACCCCUUCCCCGCUUCCCCGCCCCUCCUGGCCCUCAUCCCCCGCUUCUUCCCCCUCCGCCGCCCACCCUGCUGGCGCAACCUCCGCCCCGCCCCACUUCCCCGCCCCUUCCGCCCUCCACUCCCCCGCUUCCCCCCCUGACGUGCUAAUUGCCCCCACAGGCUCCUCCGCUUCUCCCUCCCCUUCCGCUUCCGCCUCAGCCGCUCCCCCCUGCCCCGCUUCCGCCUUCCCCCCUUGCUCGGAGCUUCCCUCUUCCGCGCUGUCUUCCGCCUCCCCCGCCGCCCGUUCUUGCGCAUACAGGCUCAAGAGUGGGGAAGAGAUGGGUGCGGGAGAGAGCAUGGGGAGCAGUGGUAAGGAGGAGAGCGAUGAGCAGCAGAGCAUGCGAGAGGAGGGUGUGGAAGAAGGGGGGCAGUGGGAGAAGAAGAGUCAAGAGGAGAGCAGUCCGGAGGACGGGAGUUUAGAGGAGGGGAAUCAGCAGGAGGAGUGUGGGGAUUGGCCGACAGACGGCGCGUGUGAGCAGCAGGAGAGCAGUGGAGAGGGAAGGAGUGAGCAGGAGGGCAAUCAGGGUUGGUUGCAAGGCGGAGGUUUUCAGUGCUGGUGCUUGAACUUCAGGGGGCGAGUGACAGUGGCUUCAGUGAAGAACUUCCAGCUGAUCGAGGGGGGCGGGCCGCGGAACGACUCUGACAAGCCGUGUUGGUGCCUCAACUUCCGUGGCCGCGUGACAGUAGCAUCAGUGAAGAAUUUUCAGCUGAUAGAGGGGGGCGGGCCGGGGAACGACUCGGACAAGCCGGUGCUGCUGCAGUUCGGGAAGAUUGGCAAGGACACUUUUACUAUGGACUACAGAUAUCCACUCACGGCCUUCCAGAUUGGCAAGGACACGUUCACCAUGGACUACAGAUACCCGCUUACUGCCUUCCAGCUCAUAGAGAGGAGCGGACCGGGGAACGACUCUGAUAAGCCAGUGCUGCUGCAGUGUGGGAAGAUUGGCAAGGACACUUUCACCAUGGAUAACAGAUACCCGCUUACUGACUCCAGGUGGGUAGUGAAGUGCUGUUUCAUGUGGUUAAAAAUCGGUGCUCUGCCAGUGCUGCUGCUGCAGUUUGGCAAGAUCGGCAAGGACACAUUCACCAUGGACUACAGAUACCCGCUCACGGCCUUCCAGGUGGGUAGUGCUGCGUGUUCAGGGUGA